UUGAGUCAGACCGCUAUUAUUUCACCAGCACGACUAGCAGCUAGCAGCAGCGGCCAGGCUGAAUGAUCUAGAAGCUCAGUAUUUAGUUCAAUAUACACUUCCUCGUCGAGUUACCUUACAUCUUUAGUGAAGCGGAGUGACAACAUGUCCAGGAGACGACACAGCGACAGCGAGAAUGAAGGAGGUCAGGCACAUAAAAGGAGGAGGACGUCGGAGCCCAUUGAAAUUGAAGACCGCCUGGAGUCACUGAUAUGUCGUGUGGGGGAGAAGAGUACAUCGUCUCUGGAGAGCAACUUGGAGGGCCUCGCAGGCGUGUUGGAGGCCGACCUUCCAAACUACAAAAACAAAAUCCUGCGCAUUUUAUGUUCUGUCGCCCGCAUCCUACCUGAGAAGAUGACUGUGUAUACAACUUUAGUUGGCCUCCUGAACGCCAGGAACUACAACUUUGGGGGCGAGUUUGUGGAGGCCAUGAUCAGACAACUCAAGGAGACAUUGAAAAACAACUUGUACCAUGAAGCUGUUCACUUGGUGCGUUUUCUGUCUGACUUGGUCAACUGCCAUGUGAUUGCUGCUCCUUCAAUGGUGGCCAUGUUCGAAAACUUUGUCAGUGUUACUCAAGAGGAAGAUGUACCACAGGUUCGGUCGGACUGGUUUGUGUACGUGGUGCUGUCCUGUCUGCCCUGGGUCGGUAAGGAGCUUUACGAGAAGAAGGAUGUUGAGAUGGACCGUCUUCUCAGCCAGAUCGAAGGCUACCUCAAGGGGCGAGUAAAGACACACGUCCCCAUGCUGCAGGUGUGGACAGCAGAGAAGCCCCACCCACAAGAGGAGUACCUGGACUGCCUUUGGGCCCAGAUUCAGAAGCUAAAGAAAGACCGCUGGCAGGAGCGCCACAUCCUUCGUCCUUACAUCGCCUUCGACAGCGUGCUGUGUGAGGCCCUGCAACACAACCUGCCCCCGUUCACCCCACCGGGCCACAUGCCCGACGGCCAGUACCCCAUGCCUCGGAUCGUCUUCCGCAUGUUCGACUACACCGAUGCCCCAGAGGGUCCCGUUAUGCCCGGCAGCCAUUCUGUGGAGAGAUAUGUCAUAGAAGAAAACCUGCACUGUAUCAUCAAGACUCACUGGAAAGAGAGGAAAACAUGUGCUGCCCAGUUACUUAGCUAUCCAGGGAAAAAUAAGAUCCCGCUCAACUAUCACAUCGUGGAGGUGAUCUUUGGAGAACUCUUCCAGCUGCCAACUGCGCCUCACAUCGACGUCAUGUACACCACGCUGCUUAUUGAACUGUGCAAACUGCAGCCAGGAUCGUUGCCACAAGUUUUGGCCCAAGCCACAGAGAUGCUGUACAUGAGACUGGACACCAUGAACACCAGCUGCAUAGACCGACUAAUCAACUGGUUCUCUCAUCAUUUGAGCAACUUCCAGUUCCGAUGGAGCUGGGAUGACUGGUCUGACUGCUUGACAGUGGAUCUAGAGAAGCCCAAGCCCAAGUUUGUCAAAGAGGUGCUGGAGAAGAGUAUGAGACUUUCAUACCACCAGCGGAUAGUGGAUAUUGUCCCUGCAACCUUCUCAGCUCUCAUCCCAGCUGAACCCAUCUUUACUUACAAAUACGAAGACGAGAGCAGUACUUCGCUACCAGGUCACCCAGCAUCCAUCACUGUUGGAAACGCCAUUAAGAACCGAGCGUCCAACGAAGAGAUCCUGGCCAUCCUCAAAGAGGUGCCCAACCCCAACCAAGAAGAUGAUGAUGACGAGGCAGAGAGCUUCAACCCUCUGAAGAUCGACGUGUUCCUGCAGACUCUGCUCCAUCUGGCGGCCAAAUCCUUCAGCCACUCCUUCAGCGCUCUCGGGAAGUUCCAUGAAAUCCUGAAGGCCCUGACAGACACCGACGAGGGCAAGCUGCACAUCCUCAAGGUGGUUUAUGACGUGUGGAAGAAUCACCCGCAGAUGAUCGCAGUGUUGGUGGACAAAAUGAUCCGGACACAGAUCGUGGACUGCGCUGCUGUGGCCAACUGGCUCUUCUCUCAGGAUAUGGUUCAUGAGUUCACCAGACUUUUCGUUUGGGAGAUUCUGCACUCGACCAUCCGAAAGAUGAACAAACACGUCCAGAAGAUCCAGCAGGAGUUGGAGGAGGCCAAGGACAAACUGGAGAAACAGCAGCAUAAGAGGAGGGACAGCGGGGACGACGAGGACAUGGACAAGAACAGCGAGGAUGAGGAGGGUCAGUUGGAGGAGCAGAUCGAGAGGCUACAGGAGAAGGUGGAGUCGGCUCAGAGCGAACAGAAGAACCUCUUCCUCGUCAUCUUCCAGCGUUUCAUCAUGUUGUUGACGGAGCAUCUGGUUCGCUGUGAGACGGGCAGCGUCGACAUCACCACGCCCUGGUACAAGAACUGUAUCGAGCGGCUGCAGCAGGUCUUCCUCAUGCACCAUGUGACCAUCCAGCAGUACAUGGGAACCCUGGAGAACCUGCUGUUCACCGCAGAGCUCGACCCCCACAUCCUGGCCGUGUACCAGCAGUUCUGUGCCCUCCAGCUCUGAGACACACACGCACACACACGCACACACACGCAUACACACACACACACACACACACAUACACACACACACACACACACUGACACAUGUAAUUGGAUGAAAUGUGUACUUGUGUUCACACAGUACCUGUGCUAAACCGACACAUUAGAAACUACCAGCUCUUGCAUCAAGAAUCUCCUCAUUACAGGUUUUUUUUUUAUUAACGUCUGUUUUGUGUUCGGUGCCAUUCAACAUGUUAGUUUUGUGCGACUACAACGGAGGACGUCUUUCAAUGUAGGAAUUCAAACAAGAGUUUGACAAAUCCUCAUGUCAUUAAUUUGCCGUAGUGUUGUUCAUUUUACUUUUUGCUUGGUUUUCAAUUCUGUUCAUUUUUACAUCCUGCUCGUAUUCUUAUGAAUGGGUCUUUUUAAAACUGUCUGAGUCCAGACGGAGGUGGAGAAAUGAUCAUAGGAAACGAGGUUUCAGGUCGGCUCUGACUGAUUCUGAAUCCAGAGAGCGCUCUACUUUUUUAUAUUUGUUUUAUGUGGAAUUGGAAAAUAAUUAAAACUCUCCAGAGUCUU
Molecule: messenger RNA, 3092 nt
Organism: Sebastes umbrosus (honeycomb rockfish)
Lineage: Eukaryota; Metazoa; Chordata; Actinopteri; Perciformes; Sebastidae
Gene: ncbp1
Product: nuclear cap-binding protein subunit 1
Exons: 23
Coding region: 145-2535 (796 amino acids)
Biological process (GO): mRNA export from nucleus; nuclear-transcribed mRNA catabolic process, nonsense-mediated decay; regulation of mRNA processing
Cellular component (GO): nuclear cap binding complex; nucleus
Molecular function (GO): protein binding; RNA cap binding; mRNA binding
Source: RefSeq, a predicted model, not a curated record